This is a messenger RNA of Aspergillus ochraceoroseus IBT 24754, 957 nucleotides long. It is a transcript of the gene tpcB, whose product is annotated as metallo-beta-lactamase type thioesterase tpcB. Lineage: Eukaryota; Fungi; Ascomycota; Eurotiomycetes; Eurotiales; Aspergillaceae. The coding region runs from base 1 to 957 and encodes 318 amino acids. Gene Ontology annotation, biological process: secondary metabolite biosynthetic process. The transcript is spliced from 2 exons. The record is from RefSeq and is a predicted model, not a curated record.
AUGGCCCAGCCGGAGCAGCACAAAGGCGGAUACAAGCAAAUCAACAAAGCUCUGAAUGUGUGUGCCUUUGAUGCCUACCUAUCUGCUCAGCUGAAGAACCUCCCGCAUCUGCAAGAUGUUGAGCAGCUCAGCCCUAGAGUCCUACGAGUGUUGGGACAGAAUGCUGGAAAGGGAACAAACACCUACAUUGUUGGGACCGGGUCACACAGACUGAUCAUCGAUACUGGUCAGGGGGUUCCGGAAUGGGCAGACCUCUUGGACACUACCCUCAAUGACCAUUCGAUCUCGUUAUCGCACGUCCUUCUCACUCACUGGCAUGGAGACCAUACCGGGGGAGUUCCGGAUCUUAUUCGCCUGUAUCCUAACCUUACGGAGGCUAUUUACAAGAAUUCUCCCGGUAGUGACCAGCAACCCAUCAACGAUGAUCAAGUAUUCCGGGUGGAAGGUGCUUCUAUCCGGGCAGUCCACGGCCCUGGCCACUCCCACGACCAUAUGUGCUUCAUCCUUGAGGAGGAAAAUGCCAUGUUCACGGGCGAUAACAUUCUGGGCCACGGAACCAGUGCUGUUGAAGAGCUGGGGAUCUAUAUGGAUACUCUCCGGAAACUCAAGUCUUACAACUGUUCCAUCGGCUAUCCUGCCCACGGCGAUGUGAUCUCUAACCUGCCCACAAAAAUAGCGGGAGAGCUCGCGCAGAAGAUGAGACGCGAAAAGCAAGUCCUCAUGACUCUCAACCGCUUGAGGAAAGAGUCAAAUAGUACAGGUCAAGGAAAGAAGCCAAGCGUGACCGUCAAGGAAUUGGUGGUGCUGAUGCACGGCGAUUACCUAGACGAGGAGAUGCGAAAGAUGGCCCUGGAGCCUUUUAUUCAGGAGGUUUUGCAGAAGCUUGCGGAAGAUGGCAAAGUUGCCUUUGAGAUGCGAGGGGGAGUAAAACGGUGGUUUGGGAUUGAAGUGCUCUAA